Messenger RNA from Osmerus eperlanus (European smelt), 1211 nucleotides. It is a transcript of the gene uros, whose product is annotated as uroporphyrinogen III synthase. The transcript has 10 exons. The coding region runs from base 272 to 1057 and encodes 261 amino acids. The record is from RefSeq and is a predicted model, not a curated record. Lineage: Eukaryota; Metazoa; Chordata; Actinopteri; Osmeriformes; Osmeridae. Gene Ontology annotation, cellular component: cytosol. Gene Ontology annotation, biological process: uroporphyrinogen III biosynthetic process. Gene Ontology annotation, molecular function: uroporphyrinogen-III synthase activity.
AAACCGGAAAUACUAUUCAAAUCUAUUGGAUUUAGUAGCAAUUUGGAAUACAAUAUUUGCUAAAAGGAUACAAAUCACUAAAUGUAGUAAGUUAGUUAAAGUCAAAUCGAGCAGUAUGUUACAUAGCAUAUUUAAACAUUGCUUUGAGUACAAUUUCCCCCAAAAAUAAAAUAGUUCUAGUGAACCACGGCACUAUGUUUCCACGGUUUAUGUAGCCUAUCAACUAUGAUCCUAGCUGGAGGAAGUCGAGCAUUCUGAGACUUCUAUUAGGAUGCGUGUACUACUUUUGAAAGAGCCAAGAGAGGGAGAUUCUGGACCUGACCCAUACAUACAGGAACUGGCAUCAUAUGGACAUACAGCCAAAUUAAUUCCUGUAUUGUCUUUUAAGUUGAUGUCUUUGAACACCUUGUUGGACAAGCUUUUUCAACCAGACAAGUAUGGUGGCCUCAUCUUUACUAGUCCUAGGGCUGUUGAGGCUGUCAACAUGUGUUUAAAGGUAGAAGAAAGAAAGCAAGAGUGGAAUAGUCAUGUAAAAGACAAAUGGAAUGCCAAGUCCAUUUAUGUUGUUGGAAAGACUACCGCAUCUUUAGUGCAACAUCUGGGUUUGGUUCCUCUGGGAGAAGAUACUGGGACUGCAGAUGUUUUGUCACAAUUCAUUCUUGACAGACACAAUUCCAGGACAUUACCAUUAUUCUUCCCCUGUGGAUCAAUCAAAAGAGAAGUGCUUCCCACUGCUUUAAGGGAAAAUGGAAUGCUUCUUGAGACACUAACAGUCUAUGAAACAGCUCCACAUCCUGACCUGGAAAAUAAUUUGACAGACUAUUUUACUGAACAGGGUGUCCCGGCCAGCAUUACUUUCUUCAGCCCAUCAGGAUUCAAGUUUUGCUUUGAAACGGUUAGAAGAUUAUUGUCUGAACAGCUCAAUCAAAUCAAGUUUUCAGCCAUUGGACCUACUACAGCAGAGGCCAUGAUGGCAGAAGGACUAUCAGUAAGCUGUUGUGCAGAGAAGCCCACUGCUGAACAUCUAGCCGCAGGGAUAGCAAAGGCUUUAGAGUAACUCACCACCAACCUGAAAAAUGUGAUUCCAUCCACCAUCACCAUCUGCAUUCAUAUCCUGAAUUUAAUGAAUUUGUUUAGGAUUGUUAGUGAUUUAUUUCUGUCAAUCCAAUGUUUUCACCGUAUUGCUUUUCAUUACAAGUAUUUAUUUAUUA